Messenger RNA from Racocetra persica, 902 nucleotides. The record is from the annotation of a GenBank genome assembly. NCBI's taxonomy places the organism in Eukaryota, Fungi, Glomeromycota, Glomeromycetes, Diversisporales, Gigasporaceae.
AUGAAACUAAAAAGGAUAUUAUAUCAAAUGCAUCUGAAAUACAGCCGUAUAGAAAAUUAUUAAGAUUUGAACAAGUACAAAAUCCUCUAUCAUCCUUAAAAAAAUUGGAAAGGAAAAUAAUCGGAGAGGCACGUACGCAUAGUCCAAGGAACGUAUAUAUGUACACCGAUAUUGAGGUUAAUAAAAUUGUCUUAUAUACAAAAUAUGAAAACGAAGAAAUUAAUGCAGCGUUUAUAAACGCUAUCAAACAAUAUAAACCUGUUAUACAUUUUUACGGAGGAAAACGACCUCCUAGCCCUAAUUCAAGCCCUAAUUCAACCCACACUAAGCGUGAAAUAGAUCGACAAAUAAUAAAUGGAGAUGGUAUAUACCAUUUAAAUGCCGGUUUUGGAUGUACACCGGGUUUUUGGGUAAGAGGUGACGUAGAUGAAGAUGGGGAUGCAGAAAAUGAUUAUAUUGUAACUGCAGGACAUUACAAGAUUGGAUCAAUGGUAUAUCAUGAUAUAGGAGAAACUGAUUUUGGCUUAAUCCAAAUAACAAAUAAAGAUAUCAAACCAACAAGAAAGAUAAGGAAUACAAAUUCUAAUCAAUAUAGUGAACUACAUAUAGGAGACGAUAAUCCUAUAUCGACCCAUAAUGCACAUUUAUGUAAAUCUGGCUUGACUACAUUUCUUACUUGCGGAUACACAAAAUCAUUCAGUGGUUUUAUUUUUAAUGGUGGUGCUGUUUAUGAUGAUUUGAUUAUUACAACCAUGCGUGCUGAUGUUGAAUAUAUUGCUAUAACUGUAAAAUCAGAAAAUAUUCUUGAUGGAACUCCAGGAUAUCUUAUUUUAGGAUCAUUUUCAAUAAAAAUCACUACUAUCAAAAUAGUAUUUUUUGUUAAAGAUGAUCUAGCUGAUAAG